AUGGCGGCAGCAUACGAACAUCUUCCCGAUGGUGCACACCAAGCCGGUGGUGGUGUCUCUGGCCGCGUGCACCGAGUGAGAGAUCUCAAGCCUCAUGUCCUUGAUCAUCUCAGAAAGGUCUACAGUGCCCACGGCAAGGACAGCUGGACCCCCGAACAGACGGCUGUUUUCCUGAAGACGGUUCAACACGAUACACCCUCGGAACUUGCCCUGGAACUGGCUGACGAUAAGGACUGGGAGUUGGGCACUUUUCUCAAGUACAUGACUUCAGAAGUGACCAGUGCCGUUGCACCCCCUGAGGAAGUCGACCUUUCUUGGCCCCUAUCUGCCUACUUCAUCAGCUCCAGCCACAACACCUACUUGACCGGAAACCAGCUGUCGAGUGACUCCAGCGCCGAUGCCUACAGGAACGUUUUGAAGAGAGGUUGCAGAUGCAUCGAGGUGGAUGUCUGGGAUGGAGAUGAGCCGGAUUCCGACAGCGAUACCAGCAUCAGUAGCAGUGACGAGGAAGGGGUCACGUCCAAGUCCAAGAAGAGACUGAGCUCGGUCAAGGACAAGCUUCCUAGCUCCCUGACGAGCAAGUUGGAAAAGACGUCUUUGGGUUCCAGCACAGACUCAGGCGCGCCCCUGACCAGGUCAACCUCGACCUCUUCCGGCCCAGCAGGCCCAACCAUCCACCGCGCCCUCUCCCUCAAGGAACCUCGUGUUUACCACGGCUACACCCUCACCAAAGAAGUCUCCUUCCGCGAAGUCUGCCUCGCAAUCCGCGAAACAGCCUUCGAAACAACCGACUCCCCCCUCAUCGUCUCCCUCGAGGUCCACUGCAGCCCCGAACAGCAACUCACCAUGGUAGCCAUCAUGACCGAAACCUGGGGCGACCUCCUCCUCCCCGAACCAAAAGAAGACGCCACAUACCUCCCCGCCCCCGGCGACUUGAAGGGUAAAAUCCUCGUCAAGGUCAAAUACACCCCUCCCCCAUCCGCCUCCUCCACCUCCCCCUCCGGCAGCGACACCCCCCCCGAAAACAUCGACCUCUCCACCACCAAACCAAAAAAACCCUCCAAGAUCAUCCACGCCCUCUCAAAACUGGGCAUCUACACCCGCGGCGUCUCCUUCAAAUCUCUAACCCAACCGGAAGCCUCAAUGCCGACCCACAUCUUCUCCCUCUCCGAGUCCGGCGUCUCCGAAGUCCACGCCAAAUCAGCCCAGGACCUGUUUGAGCACAACCGCCGCUACCUCAUGCGGGCUUACCCAUCAGGGUUAAGGAUCCGAUCGUCAAACCUCGACCCAGCAGUCUUUUGGCGCAAAGGGAUCCAAGUCGUCGCACUAAACUGGCAAAACUGGGACGAAGGCAUGAUGCUAAACGAGGGGAUGUUUGCAGGCACAAACGGCUAUGUUCUCAAGCCAGAAGGCUACCGCCCCCACAAACCCCUCCCCCCAACCCCUCCCUCCGCCGGUACCGCCCCCCAAGCAAACGCGGUGACGCACUACACAAUGGACCUCGCCAUCGCCGUCCUCGCGGCGCAGGACAUACCCCUCCCCCUGGGCGACACCAAACCCUCGGGCUUCCGCCCUUACCUCAAGGUCGAGAUCCACGUCGAGGAGCCCGGCGAGCGGCACGGCACAACCGCCGCCGCUUCUUCCUCGAUCCCCGACGACGGCAAGGAAAAGGAGGGCGAGUACAAGGCAAAGACCAAGUCCCUCAAGGGCACCGUCGACCCUGACUGGAAAGGGCAAGAACUGGUCUUCAAGGGCAUCCCCGGCGUGGUGCCAGAGCUGAGCUUUGUCAGGUUCUUGGUGAGGGAUGACGAAAUUGGAAAGGACAGCUUGGCCGCGUGGGCGUGCGUGAGGUUGGAUAGGUUGAGGGAGGGGUAUAGGUUUGUGCAUCUGAUGGAUGGGAGGGGGGUCGAGACGGAGGGGGUGGUUUUGGUCAAGGUGGAGAGGAGGCUGUACUAG
This is a messenger RNA of Podospora anserina S mat+, 1956 nucleotides long. RefSeq lists its product as uncharacterized. The record is from RefSeq and is a predicted model, not a curated record. Bases 1 to 1956 code for a protein of 651 amino acids. The transcript is spliced from 2 exons. Gene Ontology annotation, biological process: phosphatidylinositol-mediated signaling; lipid metabolic process. Gene Ontology annotation, molecular function: phosphatidylinositol-4,5-bisphosphate phospholipase C activity. NCBI's taxonomy places the organism in Eukaryota, Fungi, Ascomycota, Sordariomycetes, Sordariales, Podosporaceae.